AUGACUGAGUCUUCUUUUCUCGAAAAGAUUUCGGCCUACAUGGCUGAGAAUAAAAGACAAGCGGCUCUCGAAGCCGAGAUAACAAACAUGGCUAACAAAGCCACAUAUGGUGAAAUCUAUAACACAGGACCUGUGGAGUACUCUAAACUAAAACCCCCUGACGAACAAGUACCUGUGGAACCAACAGAACAGAGGUUAGACGCCAUCUACGACGAAGAGCCUCUGGGAUUUGAAAAAGAUCCAGUAACGUCAAGUGCAAAGAUGUUAGCGCAAGAUCCUUUCGAAGAGAUUGAUCUCAGAAAUGGAAGUGCAAAAAGAAUUACCUACAUCAGCGCUAAACUGGACCCUAAGUUGAAAGUGAGAGUUAUUAAAUUGCUAAGAAAAAACAAAGAUUGCUUCGCUUGGGAUUACGACGAGAUGCCUGGUUUGGAGAGGGACUUGGUCGAAUUAAAGCUGCCUAUCAAGGAUGGCAAGAAGCCCAUCAAGCAGACUCCAAGAAGAUUCGCCCUAGGAAUCCUCUCGAAGAUCAAAAAAGAGGUCGAAAGACUUCUUCGUUGCAAUUUCAUCAGGACCACAAGGUAUGUCGAUUGGAUUGAAAAUAUAGUCCCUGUUAUCAAGAAAAAUGGCUCUUUGCGAAUAUGUAUAGAUUUUCGUGAUCUAAAUGCAGCAACUCCUAAAGAUGAGUAUCCAAUGCCUGUGGCAGAGAUGCUGGUUGACUCAGCCGCAGGCUAUGAAUAUCUCAACAUGCUUGAUGGGUAUUCUGGCUAUAAUCAGAUUUUCAUUGCAGAAGAGGAUGUUCCUAAAACAGCUUCUCGAUGUCCAGGGGCAAUAGGCACUUAUGAGUGGAUAGUUAUUCCCUUUGGCCUAAAAAACGCUGAGGCAACAUACCAGCGAGCAAUGAAUUCUAUAUUCCAUGAUUAUAUAAAGACAUUUAUGCAAGUGUACAUAGAUGACAUUGUGAUAAAAUCUACGUCAGAUGAAGAUCAUCUAACCCAUCUCAGCCAAUCAUUCGAAAGAAUGAGAAAACAUGGCUUGAAAAUGAAUCCUCUUAAGUGUGCAUUCUUUGUGCAGGCUGGAGAUUUUCUGGGCUUUGUGGUCCACAAAAAGGGGAUAGAAAUCAAUCAGAACAAGACAAAGGCUAUUAUGGAAACCAAAGCACCAUCAACCAAAAAAGAAUUGCAAUCAUUAUUAGGAAAGAUAAACUUCCUAAGAAGAUUCACUUCGAAUUUAAGUGGUCGAACUCAAGCCUUCUCUCCCCUUCUGCGCCUGAAACAAGGGAAGUUCGAAUGGAAUGACGAACAACAAAAGGCAUUCGACAAGAUCAAACUUUAUCUGACGAAUCCUCCUAUCUUGGCACCACCAUGUGGAAAGAAGCCUAUGAGACUGUUUAUAUCAACUUCCGACACUACCAUAGAAUAUGAAGCCCUUAUUGUAGGACUUGAGGCUUUGUUGGAAUUGGGGGCAACUAGGGUCGAAAUUAAAGGAGACUCAGAAUUAGUAAUCAAGCAACUGACAAAGGAGUACAGAUGUAUAAAAGAAAAUUUGAUUAUGUACUUCGUCAUUGCAAACAGUUUACUCAAAAAAUUCGAAUACAUCGACAUAAAACAUGUCCUUAGAAUAAAAAACCAAGAGGCUAAUGACUUAGCACAAAUAGCUUCAGGAUAUAGAAUUUCAAAAGAGAAGCUAGAAGAACUUGUCGAAGUAAGAGGAAAGGCAAUGGCUUCCAGAUUGUCUCAGGCAGAUUUGGAAAGCACCCAGUUAGGAUAUGCUAACAAGGAGGAGUUUGAAGUAUUGGCCAUUGAUACUUUAAUAGAUACAGAUUGGAGGAACCCAAUUAUUAAUUAUCUUAAGGACCCUUCGACAGAUACUAAAAGAAAAACCAAGUACAGGGCUUUAUCUUACGUGUUGAUAGGGAAUGAAUUAUUCAAGAAAACCUCUGAAGGGAUCCUGUUGAAAUGCUUAGGAGAAAGUGAAGCUUACUUGGCAUUAUCUACUGUACAUAGUGGAGCUUGUGGAGCACACCAGGCAGACCAUAAGAUGAAAUGGUUGCUUUUCAGAUAUGGAAUGUAUUGGCCCACCAUGUUAAAAGAUUGUAUAGAGUUUGCUAAGGGUUGCCAAGAAUGUCAAAUUCAUGCAGGAAUUCAACAUGCUCCUGCAAGAAAAAAGCCAAAAAAUUGGCACAAAACUUUAGACCAAGCGUUUUGGGCUUGUCGAACCUCCCCUAAAGAAGCCACUAACACUACACCUUUCCAGCUUACAUUUGGACAUGAUGUAGUAUUACCUGUCGAAAUCUACUUGCAAUCAAUGAGAAUCCAAAGACAAGGAGAAAUUCCAUCUGACUUAUACUGGGAAAUGAUGGUAAAUGAGCUGGUGGAUUUGGACGAAGAAAGGUUGCAUGCGUUGGAAGUAUUAAGAAGACAUAAGGAGAGGGUAGCAAGGGCAUACAAUAAGAGGGUCAAAGGUAAAACCUUCACUAUGAAUGAUUUAGUUUGGAAAGUGACAUUACCUAUGGAUUGA
Messenger RNA from Lathyrus oleraceus (garden pea), 2517 nucleotides. RefSeq lists its product as uncharacterized. Bases 1 to 2517 code for a protein of 838 amino acids. Lineage: Eukaryota; Viridiplantae; Streptophyta; Magnoliopsida; Fabales; Fabaceae. The record is from RefSeq and is a predicted model, not a curated record. Gene Ontology annotation, molecular function: RNA-DNA hybrid ribonuclease activity; nucleic acid binding. The transcript has 3 exons.